This is a messenger RNA of Neltuma alba, 1008 nucleotides long. RefSeq names its product protein SPEAR3-like. Gene Ontology annotation, molecular function: DNA-binding transcription factor activity. The transcript has 5 exons. The record is from RefSeq and is a predicted model, not a curated record. Bases 189 to 815 code for a protein of 208 amino acids. Lineage: Eukaryota; Viridiplantae; Streptophyta; Magnoliopsida; Fabales; Fabaceae.
GAAAUCUCUGAUUCUCUACCAUCUCUCUUCUCUCUCUCUGUACAAAGCUUUCUGCAACUCGAAGUUCCGGGGAUUUUCAAAACCCGGAAAUUAAAAGCCUCUAUCCCUCCCCCCCCCUGUGUCUCUUUGUUUGGUGUUUUAUUUUUCCUCACACAGACACACAUCAGAGAAGAAAAGAAAGAGAGAGGAUGGGAAGCGGUUAUUUUGGAGAGCUAAACUUGGGAAGUACUGAGAGAGCAAGUGGAUCUUCUGCUUCGUCUUCUUCAUCAUCAAGGAAAGGAAAGAAGAACAAUUCGGACAAGCCUAAACAACCCCAGAGAGGUCUUGGAGUUGCUCAGUUAGAGAAGAUCAGAUUACAUGGCCAAAUAGAUUGUGGAUAUCCUCCUCCUCCCCCUCUUCACGUCCCUUAUCCUUCUAAUUUCAACAACCAGGAAGAUCCAAGAGCUCAAUCCGCUUAUUCAUCAGUACCAUCAUCGUCUUUUUCUUAUUCUCCGUCAUCCUCCUCCUACUCACCUUCUUACUGCUUCCAUCCCAACAUUGCGCAGAUGGGCCUACCCGAAUACGAAAGAACAAACAUCAGAUAUGGAAGUUCUCAGCCACCUAAUGCAGCAAGAUGGGACAAUUCCAAUUCCGUCUUGCAUACACAAUCUUCUGCUCAACCCAACGUCACAAGACCGUUUCUAAAUCUUUACGAUCACUCACACCUGCACAUAGAUAGCCAACAGCAUAGGAGUGGAUCCUUUGGCUCGAGCAGUCAGAAUUCUGAAUCAAGUGACCCUCAAGAACCAGAUUUGGAACUCAGAUUAUCUCUUUAGCCAUCAGCAGCUCUCAAAAAUGUAAUGCUUUCAUUUGCAAUUUGAUGAUUAGUUGCUAUCUUGAAAAGUUUCAAUUUGAAGAUAGCCAUGUGUAAUGCAAGAUUAGAAUGGCCCAGUUUGCAAAGACAAAUCACCAUUUUCUUCUUUAAUUACAUAAAUUCUCAAAGAAAUGAGAAGAAAUUGUUUUCUCUAA